UGGUGUGGAAAAGAUGGCUGCUUCGGCGGCAACGGCGAGUUCUUCCCCGGGUUUGUGUCCAAAUUACGCCGUGAUUUGCUCCUUCCUGGAGCGGUACGGAGCGUUGUUGGACUUACCGGAGCUCACCUUUCCUCAGCUGGAGAGAUAUCUGCAGGACACAUCCUCAGUUCCAAAGCUGCUGGUUGAUCUUCACGUCAAGUUGCUGAGGAAGAUCGGCAAGUCGGUCACAGCAGACAGAUGGGAGAAGUAUCUAGUGAAGGUAUGUCAAGAGUUCAACACAACCUGGGCAUGGGAACUCGAACAAAAAGGAUACAAGGAGCUGCCGACGGAGUGCAAGACGGGGAUACUUAAAUAUUUGUGUGAGUGUCAGUUUGAUGACAAUGUGAAGUUCAAAACUGCCAUCAAUGAGGAGGACCCAGAUAAGAUGCGGCUGCAGCCGAUCGGCCGGGACAAAGAUGGUCAGAUGUAUUGGUUUCAACUGGACCAGGACGACAAUGUGCGCGUUUAUUUGGAGGAACAGGACGACUUAGACGGGUCGUCGUGGAAGUGCAUCGUCAAAGAUAGAAAUGACCUGGCUGAGGUUGUGGCUCUGCUGAAGACACAAAUCGACCCUGCACUGUUAAAAAAAGAUCAAGAAACCAAACCUGACGGUGAAGAGGGUAAAGAGAAAACGGAAGAUGGUGAAGUUAAAAAGAUUGAGGACUCAUCGGAUGAAGACAACAAAGACUCCAACAAGGAUGUUGGUCCACUCUCACCAAAGAGCGAGAAUAAGGAAAAAGUAACGCAGAAAGACAACAUGAAAUCAGAAACUUCGGAGGCCAAAUCAUCACUAAAUGGCACUAUUGAAGGCAAAACUGAAGCAGAGCUCAACUCAGAAAAGCCUACGGAUCUCGGUAUCGGUUCAAAAGCCCACAACAUAAAAGAAGAGCCAAUGGAGGUGUCGAACACUAAAACAAGCACAGCAACAAGUGAACCCUCCUCUGAGACGCCAUGUAUAUCAGUAAAGGCAGAAAAAGGAGAGGAGGCUAGGAAGAACAGUGCAGAGGAGAUUCAGCAGGCUCUGAAGAAUGACCAACAGGCGAAAAUCCCUUUGAAAAAAAGAGGAAUGAAGUUUAGUGAAGACUUUGAAAAACAUAGUGGCAUCAUAGUGCCAAACCCAUCUGUUUCACAGGUGAAAGAAGCUCCUAAAGCUGACUCGGCUCCUGAACAGACCAAGAAAGCGCAGAAUGUAAAUGAUCACGUUAAUGGUGAAGUUCAGCCUUCAUCAGAGAAAGGCUUCCAGAGUAAUUUGUGCAAGUCACCAAAAGAGCAGACGGUUGAACCAGAUGCAGAUAAAUCUGUAGAAAAGAGAGAAAAUGACUCUCCAUCCACAGACAAGGAUGAUAUGAAAGAUAAAAAGGAUGAAGCUUGCAGUGCAGAGAAGGUCACAGAGGGAGUUGCAUCAAACCAAGCAAACUCUUGCAAGAAAAACCUAGAUGUGCAGGUAGAAAAGGAAAGCACUACAUCAAAAGAAAAGAAAGAAACACAUGAGUCUCCGCCGCCUUUACCUAAAGACGUGAAUAAUGAACCCGAGAAGUCGUCUAAUAAUGAAGAGCAUGAACAAAUAAAAGAAUCCAAACCAGCAGCUUCAAAAGAGUCUUGUACAGUAGACAAAACAUUAAAGGAAACCGAUAAAACAUCAACGGCUGGUGAGUCAGAGAAAGUCACAUCCAAAGAAGUUGAAUCAAAAGACUCGGAGGAAAAACCAGCCAGUGUAGACCCAUCGGAGUCAAAUCAAACUGAAGAAACCAAGAAGUCAGAAAAUGUAACAGACAUGAAGCAAGCAGAAAUGGGUGAUGCUAAAGAAACGGCAACAUCUGAGACUAAAUUGGAUAAAUCAGUGGCAAAAGAAAAGCCCGAAGUCAUCAAAACAGCAAACAAAUAUCAUGCAAAGAAAUCUGCUGACGCUGUAUCACCAUCCGUCAUUAAAAAAACAGAAAUACUAAAAGACAGUGAUAAUACAGAGACUCAAGAAGCCACAGAAACUCCUAAGGUCAUUGAAAACGCAGACAAACCAGUAAUCGGUGAGAAAUCACAAGGAACAUCCAACGCUGAAGAGAGUGCCGAGUCGUCUGUUAUUAAAAAGCUAGACAAAUCAUGUAAACCUGUAGAGAAGCACGAUAACGUCAAAGAUGCAGAGAUGAAGCCAGAGCAAGCCAGUGCAGCCUCCGAGACCAACACAGAAAAGACGAAGAAGACAGAGAAGCCUGAAGAUGUAAAGAAAACUGUCAACUGUGAAGACAAUACGAUACAUUCCGUUUCCAAGAUAAGCGACUCUACGCCCAGGGCUAUGGGGGUAGAAGCCGUGGCCGUUAAACCCGAUCUGACAAAGCCACAAGAGGAUGACAAAACUGAGAUUAACUCAGUUGCAUGUAAGAUGACAGAGGAAGCAUCUGAAGGGAAAGAUAAACCAUCCAGCGCUGUUGAGAAGACAAACGUCUCCAAAGAAACUGAUAAAAAACCUGAAAGGCCAGACGCAGAACAGGAAAAGUGGUCUGAAGAACGGCCUAAAAAAUUUGAGACAGAGUGUCCGUCAUCAGAAAAUAAAAAGGAUGCCCAGAAGGAAAACAAAAAGGACACAGUCAAGGAAAAUAAAAAGGAAACCAUCAAGGAAAAUAAAAAGGACACAGUCAAGGAAAAUAAAAAGGACACGGACAGUGCAAAUAAAAAGGACACUGUCAAGGAAAAACUUAAAAAUGACAGUGAGAAACCCCAGUGUCAAGACAAAGAAAAUAAAGAGGAGUCGGACAAUGCAAAUAAGAAGGACACAGUCAAUGAAAAUAAAAAGGACACUGUCAAGGAAAAUAAAAAGGACACGGUCAAGGAAAAUAAAAAGGACACUGUCAAGGAAAAACUUAAAAAUGACAGUGAGAAACCCCAGUGUCAAGACAAAGAAAAUAAAGAGGAGUCGGACAAUGCAAAUAAAAAGGACACAGUCGAUGAAAAUAAAAAGGACACAGUCGAUGAAAAUAAAAAGGACACGGUCGAUGAAAAUAAAAAGGACACGGUCAAGGAAAAUAAAAAGGACACUGUCAAGGAAAAUAAAAAGGACACGGACAGUGCAAAUAAAAAGGACACUGUCAAGGAAAAACUUAAAAAUGACAGUGAAAAACCCCAGUGUCAAGACAAAGAAAAGAAAGAGGAUUCCACAACUGAUACACAAACAAAAACCGACGAAUCAAAGGAGGAGAAACAUGCUAAUAAAGAGAGUAAAACCUCGACCAAAAUCAAGGAAUCUGGUCACCAAAAGGUGAGCGAAGAACCCGACAGCAAAUCCUCAACUGAAACGGAGAAAGCCCGCCCCCCGAGCAAAGAACUGGAUACCAAAAAGCCCGCUGACGAGGAAAGCAAAAGCAAAAGUGAAGAGGAGGAUUCUGCGGCAAACAAAGGGGUGGCGAAUGGUGGGGAAGCGCCGUCCGAGCUUUACCGUCGGAAAAUCAAGCCCCGAGCCCACCGAAGGAAAGCUGAACUUCAGAGAGAGGAGAGACAAGCGGAUUCUGAGUCCGAUACCAACACAGGGAGAUCCCUUCGGAGAUCGCCCAGAAUCUCCAGACCAACACCGAAGGUGGUAGAGAUCCACGACAGGAAGCUGGAGAAAUCUCAGGCUACUCCACCGGCUGAGAAGUGUGAGGACAACGAGGGUGAGAAAGAAAAAGAUGAGGAGGAGGAGGAGGAGAAGGAGGAGGUGGUGAAGGCCGUUCAAAAGAAACCAAGAGAGAAAAAGGCUGAUCAGGAGGGUCAGCCCAAACCUAAGGGGAGAAAGAGACGGAAGGUUCGGUGGUCCAACACACGAACACGCCGUAAAAAGAAAGGCUCCGAAGACGACGACGACAGCGAGGAGGAGUCCAGCGAGGAGGAGGAGGAGAGCGAGGAGGAGGACGACAGCGACGAAGACUACAAGGUUGAGCGAGGCAGAAAAAGGCGGAAUCGUAACCGAGAAAGACGAAGCUCGGACUCCUCGACAUCCUCAGACGACGACCUACCUCCUAAUGACGACCCCUGCAAACAUUGCGGUCUUCCAAAUCACCCUGAGCUGAUCUUGCUGUGUGAUUCGUGUGACAGCGGGUACCACACAGCCUGUCUGAGGCCUCCCCUCAUGAUCAUCCCCGACGGAGAAUGGUUCUGUCCACCCUGUCAACAUAAGCUACUCUGUGACAAAUUAGAUGAGCAGCUCCAAAACCUCGACGCUGCUUUGAAAAAGAAGGAACGGGCCGAGAGAAGGAAAGAGCGUCUCAUUUAUGUUGGAAUCAGUCUUGAAAACAUCAUCACGCCCUCAGUGGAGGAGGAGCAAGAAAAGCCUGAGAUCAUCAUCAAAGAGAAGAAAGAAACAAAGCGCAGUAAGAGCUGGGGCCGAAGGUCUACGAGGACAAAGAAAUCCAUCAGCUACAGAUUUGAUGAAUUUGACGAGGCGAUCGAGGAGGCAAUUGAGGAAGACAUCAAAGAAGCAGAGGGCGGAGGAGCUGGUCGGGGCAAAGACAUGGCCAACAUCACAGGGCACAGAGGGAAGGAUAUGUCCGUCAUCCUUCAAGCGGAUGAGGGGAAAGAGAACGGCCGCCCGCCACGACCCUCCGCUGGUCAGCGCAGGAAAAAACGCAGGCGACUGAAUGACCUGGACAGCGACAGCACCGUGGACGAGGAGGAAAGUGAGGACGAGUUUCGCAUCAGUGAAAGCUCAGAAGAAGAGUUUGUCGUGUCAGAAAAUGACACGGACGGUGAGUUUGAGGUGGACUACAAUGACAGCGACUUUGGCAGCAACAGCAGCAGGCAUCGUACUUCUUCGCGGCCCAGAAAGGCACCGAAACAACGACGAAGCUCCAGAAAACGGCGGAGACCGCGGGGUUACUCGGAUGAUGAAGAAGAGGAGACAGAUGAGGAAGAUGAAGACGAAAUAGCGACUGAAGGCUCCAGCGAGUACAGCGACAGUGAUCUGGACAUGAGUCGACGGCGGUCUCGGCGGAGUUUGAAGAAGCAGGUGAACUACUGCGAGACGUCCGAGUCCGAAGGCUCUCAGGCAGAAACCAACCGGGCCAAAAUGAAACCCAGACACCGCCAGGAUAGCUCCGACAGUGAGGCGAGUUUCUCCAGAGACUCUGAGGAGGAGUCGAGGGAUCGGAGGGUGAAGAGGAAAGCCGACUCCUCAGAGGAAGAUUCCCGGCAGCGGCGCAGACGUCUUGCACUAAAACGCAGGAGAGCUUCUGAAGACGACGACUCGGACGAUGACUCUGACGAAUCGUCGGAGGAGGAUCGCCCCGUCCGUAAACGCGUGAACCGCAUAGACUCGGACGACGACGACGAGGAACAGGAGGAGAAACCGAAGGAGAACAAAGCAGCUGAAAAAGAGGACGAGGAGUCAAAGGGAACAAAUCCAGUGGUCUGCAAUCCGGUGGCGCUGCCACCCACCAACGGACAGAGCCCGAUUAAGAGCCUCGAGGGCCUCGUUAGCAAGCCCGCUGCCGCCACUCCAGGCCUCACCCCACAUCUGGAGCCACCCAAAAACAUCAGCGCCACACCAGCCGCUGCCAUAGCACCAAACGGUCUGGUUGGCCAGGAGAUGGCGGCGCAGGAAGAAGACGAAGACGACCUGUUAGGAGUCACAGACCUAGUGGACUACGUCUGCAAUAACGAAGAUUUGUAAAAAAAAAAAAAAAAAAGUGUAUUGUUUCAUUUUUUGUGGUAUUGUAUUUUUAUAUUGCUUAACUUUAUUAUUCCCUCCCCCACGAACAUUUCCUCGUCGUCCUUUUUAUUUGUGUCAUCUGGACCUUGAGUCUCCGCAAUCUCUGCUACAGUAAGAACUGGAUCCCUGUCACCAGUCUGAUGCUGUCCCUGUGGGUUUGUACUACAAAUAAGGGCACCAAACGAUCACCUCUCACUUGUUUGGUAAUAAUCGGUUUACCCACAUCCUCCAGCUCCACUGCCAAACCACCUCCUUCCUCUAAAAACAAGUCACUCAUUUCUCCCCUCACAUCAUCCCGUUUUUUUUUUUAUUUUGUUACAUCCAGGAUUUCUACAAAUUUUAUCUCCUGUACUUGUCUACAUUGAUGGAAAAUUGGCACUGAAAUUGUUUGUGUAGGAAAUAGUUUAAGACUGCCUGAUUAAAUGGUUAACGACUGGCGCUUUUAAAAUUUUUCAGGAUUAAACUAAGUCAUUCCAUAAUUAAUUCGAAGUUCUGUUCCUCUGUUCACACAAAUAGCUGGAUCAGGUAUCCGUUACAAUGGAGUCAAUCUAUUCAAUUCAACUCUGUUUAUAUACUAUAUACAUUAUAUACUGAUCACUAAAUUAGAAAAAUAAAAACAAAAUCAUCCAAAAAAAAACAAAAAAAAAA
Perca fluviatilis (European perch) is the source of this 6361-nucleotide messenger RNA. It is a transcript of the gene rsf1b.1, whose product is annotated as remodeling and spacing factor 1b, tandem duplicate 1. The record is from RefSeq and is a predicted model, not a curated record. The transcript is spliced from 16 exons. NCBI's taxonomy places the organism in Eukaryota, Metazoa, Chordata, Actinopteri, Perciformes, Percidae. The coding region runs from base 14 to 5674 and encodes 1886 amino acids. Gene Ontology annotation, biological process: regulation of DNA-templated transcription. Gene Ontology annotation, cellular component: RSF complex.